UUUGUCUUUGGGGUUCACCAGCCCUGGUCAUGUCAAGACGAUCAUCUCCCGUGUGAUGCUUGGCUUGCCGCAAUGCCUUCAGGCGCUCGGGAUUUGAGUAGCACCACUGGGAGCACAGCUUGGAGGAGCUUCGCAGACCUCGGCAGAUGUGCUUCAAAGAUCAACAAGGCCAAUGACAGUCGGGCCAGUUCAAAGAGCUCCCGCAUGAGGACCAAGUCCAAAGGGCUUCCAUCCUUGCCACCCAUCGUGCCGGUCCACUCCUUCGACCAGAUCUUGCACAGCGCGCAGCAGCGCGCUGCGCGGCGAAGAGCCCGUGAGCGCAAGGAGAAGGACAACGAUCUCAUGCAGUUACCUUUCUUGGACCUAAGCCUCGCUCAUCGGCACACGAUCAAGGGCUACAGGACCUUCCUAGCAGUUGUGGAGCAUGUCCACGGCAAGGAGGAGGAGAGAUCUGAGGCGCGGAGGAGGAAGGCGGAGGAAGAACAGAAGAAAGCCGAAGAGAUCGCCCGGAUGACGCGGCUCACACUCCUAGCCACCAGCGCCUUGACCGAGAAGAACGAGGAGGACGUCCUGACCAGCAGUGCGAUCUCAAAGCAUGUGGUGAAAGAUCGCAUCAUGACCCAGGAGCAGAAACGGAAGCAAGAAGAUGAAACCAUCAAGGCGGCAGAGAUCGAGAGAGAAAAAGAUCCGGAGGAGGUGGCCGAGAUCCUGAAACCACCCGACUUCCCAGCCAUCAUCGAUCGCCUCAACUCGGAUCCUAUCAGUGGCUUCAGUGACCGAGAGCUGGAGAGGAUUGAGGAGCAAUUCCAGGUAUAUAAGACCCCGGGGCAGUCGGAUGUACAUGCAGAUCGCUUAUAUGAGCUUCUGGCAUCAUUGGGGUACACCACCAUCGAAGAGGAGAUGAUUCGGAAGAUCAUGUCGGAGGUCACCCGUUAUUCCUCCUUGGACCUGUCGGAGCUCAUCAGCUUCCUCGCUCGUUAUGCGCAUUUCGAGCAAGCAACCAUCAGGAAGUCCUUCCAUGAGUUCGACACCGACGAAUCGGGCGAGCUUUCGACUGGGGAGGUGCAAGCGGUUCUGAAGGCGAUGGGAUGUUCACCCUUCAAAGGCACCUUGCAAAGGCUGAUUGAUGCGGUGGACGAUGACUCCUCAGGCACUUUGGACUUCAACGAGUUCAUUUCGCUUCUUUUGGUCUACCGACAGACUGAUGGCUUCAGUCACAAGGAGAUCCGACAGAUGUAUCGGACCUUUUGCCGUUUUGCCGUGGUGGACAACAACGUGAAGAAGGUGCCGCAGUACCGCUUGACCACCGCGCUGAUUUUUGAGUUCGGUGCGCAGGCUGCCGACUUGGCCAGGCAGCUGGCGAAGCAGGACGGAAGAAGCAUGCGUCGGGCCAAAUCUCUUUGGAUGAUGGCUUCCUCGCGAAGAACGUCGCUCAACGGUACUGAGAAGAGUGGAAGUGGAAGUUUGACCUUUCGACAGUUUGUGACCUGGUCCAGGCGAAUGAAGGAAGGCGAAAUCAACGAAUAUGUGCGCCAGUUCCAGCGCUUUGAUCAGAGCCAAGACGGCGUGCUGGACCGGUCAGAGGUGAAGCAAGUGUUGAAGAAGAUGGGCUACAUGCCCUUGCGGUCCAACAUCCAAGAUCUCUUCCAAGCGGUUGAUGCUGAUGGGGAUGGCACAGUCAAUCUGGAAGAGUACCUGGAAAUGAUGGACUACUUCAAGAGGUGGGAUGGCUUCACCGGAGCAGAAGCUGCCGAGCUCUCCGCCGUCUUCAAAAGGCAUGCCAACAUGGAUGGCGAAAUUUCCACCAUGCAGAUCAUGGACAUUUUGCGCGCCAGCGGCCGAAGCACUAGCCUGCGGAAGAUUCAACAGUUGGUCGCCAAGGUAGAUGUGGAUGAGACUCAUUCGUUGGACUUCAAGGAGUUUUUGCGGCUGAUGCGCCUACUCCGCGAAGAGGAGCUAGGACAGGCCAGGCAAGCCUUCAUGCUGACCUUGAAGGACAUUCUCCCAAAGGAGGACUUUGUGGCUUUGGAUCCGGAUGAUGAGAACGUUGCCAUCCCAAGAGAACGUCUUCAGCUUCCAGUACGCCUGUUGGAGCUGCAGACGGACAUGGUGGAGCUCCAAGGCUUGGCAGACAGGUAUGCCAUCGAUGCCGCGUUGGAUUUCGACAGCUUCGUGAACUUGGUGGACCACUUGCGGCGAAACCGGCAAGCCAGGAAGAAGAAGCAGGCGUCCUUUGAAGACUCGGAGGUCACUUCUUUACAGUCCAAAUUCUCCUUUGUGGAUCGCGAUGGCAGCGGGGAGAUCGACCGAGACGAGAUCCCGCGCUUGCUGAAGCCCAUGGGAAUGGAGCUGAAGAGCAAAGAUGAUCAGAGGCGGCUGAUGGCUUUGAUCGCUGAUGCCCGGCGCUGGGCAGCUGAGUGCGGAGUGCCGCAAGAGGAGUGCGGGAAGCAUGGAACGGCCAUUGUGCGUUUCCCAGUGUUUCUCUUCAUGUGCCGCUUGCUGCAGAGAGAAAAGGAAGCAAAGGCAUUGGCCGAAGAAGAAGAGGAGGCACGCAUUCUUGGCUUUGCAGAGGUGCAAGUAAAGAAGUUGCAUUCGAAGUUUUGCUUCUGGGUCGCCAGGAUGCAGGAAGAGACUGAAGCCUCAGAGUCGCAGGAUGGGCAGGAUUUCAACUUGACCUUAAGCGUCGACGGCUUCGGCAAACUCUGCGAGCACAUCAAUCCCAGGCUGAGCAGCGAAGAGAUCCAAGACAUCACGGCAGCGUUGCCGAAGCUCCAUGAUUUUCCUACAAUCCGAACGGAGGCCCAUGUGGAGGAGCUGAUGAAAGUGGCAGAGGAGGAGGAAGAGACCGAGGCGGUCGAGGAGGAACUGCUCCCAGAGGUGCAGCAGGUGAGCUUCCCGCUCUUCGUGCGGAGCAUGAAAUGGAUGCUGGAGAGGAAUUUGGGGCAAAUGCAGGAUGCCUUCAAGCUCUAAGCGUGGCUUGCUGGGUUGUUGCCGCAGCUUUGCAGGUCUGGAUUAUUGAUGCAGGGUGAAUUGGUGAAGAAGUCUUCCAUGCAGCCUAGUUUGCAAGUAUGCCUGAGGCACUUGCUGAAAGAAUCUGAAACCUGAAGCAUGGCUUCGGACCACUUUAUUGAGGCUGCAAGGGACUUCAGAACCCCACUGAGCCUGGAUGGCACUUUGUAGCAACUCCUUGAGAUUUAGAGUCGUUGAUAGAGGCUUUCAGUCGGUUCAAGGCUUUUCGCCGAAGCAAUCACAUUUUAUGGCCCAGCAUGGCCCAGCUUACCUGGAAAUCCAGGGAAGGGUGGCCUAUUGGACGUUCAUAUCGACCAAUUGGGGUCACCCAAGGAAUCUGAUGAGGGCAGGCUUCAACACAUGAUAUCCU
Durusdinium trenchii is the source of this 3379-nucleotide messenger RNA. Lineage: Eukaryota; Dinophyceae; Suessiales; Symbiodiniaceae. The record is from the annotation of a GenBank genome assembly.